Theobroma cacao (cacao) is the source of this 1322-nucleotide messenger RNA. Its product is annotated as deSI-like protein At4g17486. Gene Ontology annotation, biological process: protein deubiquitination. Gene Ontology annotation, molecular function: deubiquitinase activity. Lineage: Eukaryota; Viridiplantae; Streptophyta; Magnoliopsida; Malvales; Malvaceae. The record is from RefSeq and is a predicted model, not a curated record.
UAGCCUUCCAAGAAAGGACAACCAGUUUCUGCACUCCGGCUCCAGCUUUCAUUUUUGUCAGAAGGAAAGAACAAACAAAACAGAACAAAAAUAAAAAAACAGAGCCAAAUGUGUGGGUUUCAGUCACAACACACGCUCCAUUCUUAGGUUGCUCUCCUUGCUGUGGGAAUGUCUCUGCCCUGCAUUUUGGUCCUGACUUAAACUGGGUCUCAUCUCAUGACACUUCUCUCCACAGAGAUUGGAGCUAGUUAUUGACUGAUUUUCCAGUAUCACUGAAAAUGCAAACAAAACAUGGUUGGCACUCUAUUGUGCCUCUUCGUUUCCGAGGAAAUUCAGCUACCCGCUUUUGCAUGUUUCCCAAAGUAAAGUCAGCAGGCUCCAGUCCUGGCAAUGCUCCUGUUUACCUAAAUGUGUAUGACUUGACCAAUGUUAAUGGCUAUGUUUAUUGGGCCGGCCUUGGCAUCUUUCACACUGGUGUGGAAGUUCAUGGUGUAGAAUUUGCCUUUGGAGCUCAUGACUACCCAACAAGUGGUGUCUUUGAGGUUGAACCCCGGCAGUGCCCCGGCUUCAAGUUUAGGAAGUCGAUUUUCAUGGGGACGACAUGCUUGGAUCCUGUCCAGGUCAGAGAGUUCAUGGAGCGCCAAUCUGCAAGUUACCAUGGUGACACAUACCACUUGAUUUUUAAGAAUUGCAACCAUUUCUGUGAGGAUAUAUGUUACAAGCUGACAGGGAACCAGAUACCAAAAUGGGUGAAUCGACUUGCAAGAAUAGGUUCAUUAUGCAACUGCAUACUUCCUGAGGCUCUUAAAGCUUCUGCUGUGAGCCAUGAAACCAACAUCCAAGGAGACAGUGAAAAAAAGAGACUGAGAAGUGCCUUCAGUUGCUUAUCAUCAAUCUCAAUGCCUCAGAGGGAAGUAUCAAUGUCUUCACUCUUUUUGCACUCUCACUAUAAAGGCUGUCUACCACCCUGGGAGUUAAAGAGAUCUAAAAGCACCUCAUUGAAGCAACAAUGAGAAGACUAUUACUUCGUCUCUUUUUCAACGGUAAAAAAGAAUAUCCAUUGUCCUCCUCAAAUUUUUUAAGCAUUGGAGUAUACUCUCCACCUUUUGUCGUCCGAGUCACUUGAAGAGGCAAAAUAUGUACAAGUUUGUUCUUUUUUGAAUGUUAAAAAAGGAGGGUUUUGCAUGUCUCUAUUUGAAUGCUUUUGCUAACCCGUGCUUGUGGAGUUGCUUGUCGUUAAUGUAACAUGUAGAUGUUGUGGAUAUGGAAGUUGUAUCAUAACGACUGAAGCACUGAAUUUGUUCCAUUGUUCUUUACGUGCA